This is a messenger RNA of Tetrahymena thermophila SB210, 2340 nucleotides long. Its product is annotated as transmembrane protein, putative. The transcript is spliced from 2 exons. The record is from RefSeq and is a predicted model, not a curated record. Lineage: Eukaryota; Ciliophora; Oligohymenophorea; Hymenostomatida; Tetrahymenidae.
AUGGAAAAAAGAACAAUUCCAAAUUAAAAAUUAGUGAAUUUAAGUGAAUAAACAACGUCCGAAAUUAUGGAAUAGUAAUACCAAAACGCUAACUUAGAGUGUAAAGGUUUUGAUUUAAUUUAAGUAUUGAGCAAUUCUAAUCGUUGCAACUACAAUGAAUUAAGUUCGACAUAAAAAAUUUUAAUAUCGUCAAAUGAAAUUAUUCAAAAUAAAACUUAGCACUUAUAAUUAGAUUAGACUCCUAAAAUUAAAAGCAGCUUAGAAAAUACUGAAGAAAAUAGUCUUUCUAAGUCAGAAAAUAAAACAUUUCAUGAAAAAAUUUAAAUUGAACAAAUUUCUUAUGAAAAUGAAAACAAGGCUAAAAGUCCAAAAAUAAAGUUACAAAAAGUGAAAUUAUAAUAACAAUAACCUUCAAUUGACAGCAGGCACAUUUCAAAAAUAGAAAAAUUAAAAAGACAUUUGAUUACUAAGUUAGAGAUACCAUAAUGCAAAAAAAGGAUAUCUUAUGUUAAAUUAGCAGUGCUAUUGAGUGUUUUCGGUAUAUUAUCCAUUUGGGCUUUGACAAUAGCUUAUUAUUUUCUUGCUAGAACUUUGUUCAUAAAUCAAAGAGACAAACUUAUUCAUGUUUCUUUACCAAUGAGUCUGAGGUCUCUAUCUUCAACUUAAAUGUAUUACUCUUAGUAUAUUAGGUAUGUUGAUGAGGAUAUUUUCCCUGGUAUAAAGUAAGAUAAAUCUUGGCAGGAGUUUAAAUUAACUAAUAUAUAGAGAAUUAAGUAAGAUAAUUAGUAAUUUGAUGAUAUUAUGACUCAAAUAAUUAGAAGCGACAAAUAAUACUACCCAUAUUUUUAAAAUACAACUCAAAUACCAUUCACAUUUACAUGGCUUAGAGAUGAUAAAAGCUUUAAUCGAGUAAAGACGAAUUAAACUACUUCUUAUUUUUACUUUCUAUUUAUUUAUUUUAAUAUGGUACAUCGUUAUUCUACACAAGUUUAUGAUGUAUUAAAUGAAGAAGCAUUUGAUGUAAAUAACUUUCUUCAUUUUAAUACUAUAUUAACUGAGUUAUAAGAUAUUAUUGAAUAAGAUGCUUAAUAAAAUAUGGUUUAUAUUACUUAAAAUUAUCAACAAAUGUCUUACAUAGUAAUAGCAAUAUCAUGUAUGAUACUGAUAUAACUUUUAACAAUAAAAUACAGCAUUACUCUUAAUAACUAAAGCUAUUUAAAGCUAAUUACUACUUUUUCACCUGAGGCUUUAACUGAAAUAAGAAAAGAGCUUGACAUAGUUUAAAAAAAUUUUGAAUAUUUUAAAAAUAACCAAUACCUUUAUCAAGUAACAAACAAUGCAUAAGUUUCUUAAACUUAUUAAUAAGGUAAAAAUUAUUUUAAACAAAACGAAUUCCUGCAUGGUAUUUAAAAAAACUAGAAAAGAAAAAUGAUCUCUGUAACAACAAAUUUACCCAUUUUUUCCUUCAAAUUAUUAUUAAUCUAAGCAUUAAUAAUUACUUGUUUAGUCUUACCUCCUUAGAUAGUUUCUUACAUUACUUCUUUGCAAACUCAGGAAUGUCAAACAAACCUUUCUCAAAUGAAUCUCCUUUAUGAUAUGAAAAGCUAAAUCGCAAGUAAUAUGUACUUAAAUAUAGGAUUAAUAUAUCAAAGAAUGAACCCAAAUAACUAAAUUUAUUUGCAAGAUGAAUAUGACAAUGAGAUGCCAAUAUUUACUUAAUUAAAUUCUUAAAGUCUAUCAGAUUUAAGCAAUUUUAUGAGCAAGACUAUAGAUUAGAAAAGAUUUUAUUAAAAUUAUUAUAACAACUUCUUCUAUAAAAUUCUUAAAGAAAAUAUCUGUGACCCAAUAUAAAAUUUUCCUCAAUUUACUAACUUUACAGCAACUAACUUUCAAUACUAAGAUUGCAAAAAAAUAAGAAACUAAAUUUUAACAAAAGGUUUUUAAAUUUCAGUUACUUAUUUUUAUGAUUAGAUAAAACCAAUCUAUGAAAUACUUAGUGAUCCACAAGAUAUGAAUUCAAAAAUAAUAUUUUAGAAGUGGUUUUAACAAUUUAACUUGCUUGAGUUCGAUUAGUAUGUUGAUUACAUGCUUAAUACUAUUAACAUCCUCAAAAACUUUAUCAUUUAAAUGAGUAAUGAUUAUUUAGAGUAUAUGGAUUUUCUUUAGAUUAUAAUAAUGAUUUCAUACAACUCUUUUAUCAUAAUUCUUUGCAUAUUUUUAACUAGAUACGUAGGAGUGUACAUUGAAUAAGAGUCUCGAUUUUCCAAACAAAUCUUAGAAAUAAUUUCUUUAGAUCAUAUAAUAAGCAACAAUUACAUUAUCAAUUAAUUAUAAAAAUGA